AAGGAGAAAAAAUGUAGUGGGGGAAGGGAGUGGUUAUGACACCUGGAGAAAUCUGUGUUCAUCAGGUUGAAGACUACCAAGGUGGAAUAUGAGGUACUACUCUUACCUGUGUCUGGCUUCAACUUGGCAGUAGAGGAGGCUGUGUUACCUCUGGCUGCCCUCUUUGUGGUCAGAGGGAGAAAGUGUAAACUCCGUACAGACAGAACCAGAAGUCAGGAGUGAACUUGGGCUGCUGGACACGAGGCAGCAAGCAGUUCUACCAGCUAAAUCACUGUUGUCAAUUGGAGAGUUUUCAUUUUUUUUUUACAUAUACUAAGUUUAUUCCAUGACUACAAUGUCACAACAAAAACCUAUAUGCAACACUCAAAGCUUCAUGAAACAUAUUACUUAGUUUCAAAUUAAAAUACCAUUAUUGUUAUCUACAACACACUUGAGUCCCUUAGAGCUUACCAUUUACAGAAAUCCCUUAUUGUACCAGUAGAUACUGCUACUGCAUGCUUCUCUGAGGACACCUGAGCGUGGAUGUGUCCUGGAAAGAGGGACAGGAUCUUUAUUCCUUUUGACAGGAUUUGAGGUCCCUAAUGUCACAUUUGAUUGGGGCUGCAUGCACUUUCAUCUCUGAAAAUCGCUAUAUUUGUUCAGGUUUGGCCAAGCUUUAGUAAGAUCUAGAUCUGAAUGGUACUUGUGAAAUUCAUCUUGAUGAACAAGUUAUUGGUAAGUGCACCUUCUAUCACUGAUAACUGAGGGUGAACUAAAAGACUGACUUUUUUUUUGCUAUAUGUUUUGGCUUUACUGGACAGCUUUAAACAUAAUCAAGUAGCUGCCAAUAUUGUAGAUGUAUUAGAAAUAUUUGAAGGCUGUGUAACACAACCUGCUCACUAGAACUGGGAUGUUGAGGCCCCUUGAUUUGAUGAAUUUGAUGUCCUCUACUGUUAGUUGAUAACACAGGGUAAGUAUAAUUGGCAGAAUAGGAACUUAAGGUUGGGCUUACAUGGAUGAUGUGCUUGGCACUUAACUACAGAUAGUUGAAGGUGCUGUGGUAGGCACGGUUUGGGUUAAAGGUGGCCUGCUGUUCUUAGGCUCUGUUGUUGCAUAAAUGUCAGUGUUUUGUGACAAGGCUGUGGUACCUUGUCAAAGGCCUUUUUAAAAUCCAAAUAUAUAACAUCCACUGCAUCCCCUUUAUCUACCCAGGGGUCGGCAACCCGCGGCUCCGGAGCCGCAUGUGGCUCUUUCAUCUCUGUGCUGCAGCUCCCUGUGGCUUUGGAAAAUAAAUGAUGAGUAUUUAAUUAAAAUGUAUUUUAUGUUAGUUUGUUAGUUUUUGAAAUGUAAUUCUAAAUUUGAAGAUUAUGGCGAUCUUGUACAAUCUAAAUAAAACGUGUUUUUUGUCGCUAUUAAUAUACGUCACCACUGCCAAUGCCUGACACCCGCCAGUGCGCGAUUUCUUUAACUUUUUGAUCCAAGUUAGGCUAAUUAUGGAGAAUUCUAAAAAAAGAAAAGUGACUGAAGAAAACAGAACGUUUAAUGAUACGUGGGCAGAUUCAUUUGCUUUCACUGCUGACGAGACUGGUUUACCGGUAUGCUUAAUAUGCAAUGAGAAACUAGCAAACAACAAAAAGUCAAAAGUCGCAAGGGAUUUCCAGAAUAAACACGCAGCCUUUGCUCAAAAAUAUCCGGAUGGAGAUGAGAGAAAAAAAGCCAUUUCGGAACUGAUGCGGAAGGUUGAUCUGAGCAAAAAUCAUUUCAAGAAGUGGAUGAAGUCUGGAAAAUCAACUACAUAUGCUAGUUUUGUUGCCGCUCAGGAAAUAGUCAGGCACGGGAAGCAGUUUACAGAUGGUAAAUAUAUAAAAGAAUCUUUCAUUAAGAUUUCAGAACAUCUAUUCACGGACUUUAAAAACGAGAAUGAAAUUGUGCAGAAAAUUAGGGAUAUGCCCCUCUCUGCAAAGACUGUCAAAGACAGAACCAUAAAAAUGGCAGAAAACAUCACAAGACAGCAAAUUAAAGACAUCAAUUCAGCUGUGGCCUACUCGAUUGCCUGUGACGAGUCUAAAGACAAAGGUGAUAUUGAACAAAUAGCACUGUUCUGCCGGUAUGUAAACUCUGCCGGGCCACAGGAAGAAAUGAUUGAGUUGAUACCUCUAAAAGGCCAAACACGGGGGGAGGACAUCUGUGAGGCUGUCUUGAAUUGUUUAAGAGCCAAAGUAAUAAAGACCACCCACCUGGUGUCAGUAGCUACUGAUGGGGCACCAAGUAUGACAGGAGCACACAAGGGAUUUGUGGCUUUACUGCAGAAGUCGCUGGACAGAAAGCUGCUGACUUUUCACUGCAUCUUGCACCAAGAGGCACUGUGCGCUCAAACAUUUCCUCCACAAUGCACAGAAGUAAUGGAUGUUGUCAUUCAGAUUGUCAAUAAAAUAAUGGCAAAAAGUUUAAAUCACCGUCAAUUCCGUUUGUUACUGGACGAGCUGGAAAGCGCAUAUUCUGAUCUCCUGCUGCACAACAAAGUCCGGUGGCUGUCCAGAGGGGAGGUGCUGAAACGCUUUGUCGCGUGUCUGGAAGAAGUGAAAACUUUCCUGGGCAGCAAAGGGCUCACCUUUCCUGAGCUGGAACAGCCAGAGUGGCUGGAAAAGCUACACUUCACGGUAGACACGACAGCGCACCUGAACACGCUGAACACAGCUCUUCAGGGGAAAGGACGCUCAGCCCUAAACAUGUUGGAGGAUGUUUUGGCAUUCGAGCGCAAGUUAACAGUGCUUGCCAGAGAUUUACAGAAAGGCACAUUGUCUCACUUCCCCAAUUUGAGAAAGUUCAAAGAAGCUCACGACAUGAUAUUCGGAGUAUUUACAUUCUGCAAUCAUCACAAUGCAAACAUCGUUUGGGAAACGCUUCUGUGAGUUCAGGGAGGAAAAAAACACAUUAUCCUUCUUGGUCACUCCCCUAAGCAUCGAUCCAUCCCUACUAAAUACGACUGCAUUGGCAGGUGUGAGUCAACCUGAUCUUGAGAUGGAACUGGCCGACAUAGCCGACAAAGACAUAUGGGUGUCCAAGUUUAGACGCUUGACAGCAGACCUUGAAGAUGUUGCCUGUCAGAAGGCCGUUCUUGCUCAGAAUCACAAAUGGAGUGAUAUUGAAAACCUCUCCAAACCGGACAAACUUGUUUUCGAAACAUGGAAUGCUAUCCCCGACAUUUAUGUAAACAUUAAAAAGUAUGCGCUUGGAGUCCUGUCGAUCUUUGGAUCCACAUAUGUAUGUGAGCAGGUGUACUCCAACAUGAACUUUAUUAAAAACAAAUAUUGCGCACGCCUCAUAGAUGACAGCUUGCGAUCCUGUGUAAAGAUGAAGGUGACGUCAUACAGCCCUGAUGUUGAGAGGCUGUGCGCUGAGGUCCAGGAGCAGAAAUCCCAUUAACCAAGUUGACAGCUGGCUGACGUUAUUUUUGGUUUGCUGCUGGCGGACAAUUUAAGUUCGGCGUUUUUCAUAAAUACAAGAAGGACUCAAAUAGACAUUGAGUAUUUUACUUAAAAGUAACCUUCAACCCAACGUCUUUUUCUCGGAGUUCAAAAUGUUUUUGUUGCAUGCAGAAAUGUAAUUUUGUUUUCUCUGCAGGAGUUCAUCGAUUUUAUAAAUGCAACACCUUAUAGUUUGUUUAUACAUAGCAUAAAGGUAAAAAAAAACGUUGUAUGCAGUGUUAUUUCAUUUUAAAUGUCAAAUGGGUUUUGUGGCUCCCAGUGUUUUCUUUUCUGUGGGAAACGGGUCCAAAUGGCUCUUUCAGUGGUAAAGGUUGCCGACCCCUGAUCUAUCCUACUUGUAAUCUCCUCAAAGAAUUCCAACAGGUUUGUCAGGCAGGAUUUUCCCUGGAGGAAACCAUGCCAACUUCAUACUAUCUUGUCCUGUGUCACCAAGUACGCCAUCACCUCGUCCUUAACAGUUAACUCUUAACAUCUUCCCAACCACUGAGGUCAGGCCAACUGGUCUAAAUUUCCUCUCUGCUGCCUUCCUCCUUUCUUAGAGUAGAGUAACAUUUUCAAUUUUCCAGUCUUCUAGUCCAAAGAUUUUAGAAAGAUUAUUUCUAGUACCACCACAAUCUCUAAUGCUAUCUCUUUCAGAACCCUAGGGUGCAGUUCUUCUGGUCCGGGUGGCUUUUAUACCUCUAGGUCUUGAAGCUUUUUGAGCACCUUCUCUCUUGUAGCAGUAACAGCACCCAUUUCUUUUCCUUCACACACUACAACAUCAGGCAUACUGCUAGUGUCUUCCACAGUGAAGACUGAUACAAAAUACUCAGUUAGUUCAUCAGCCAUCUCCUUGCCCCUGUUACUAUUUCUCCUGCCUCAUUUUCUAGAGGACCUAUAUCCACUCAUUUCUUUUAUUUUUAACAUACUUUGAUAUUAUUUGCUAGCUUGCUUUUAUAGUUCAUUUUUUCCCUUCUAAUGAUUUUUUAGUUGCACUCUUUAGGUUUUUUAAAACUUGCCAAUCCUCUAUCUUCCCACUAAUGUUUGCUUUGUUGUAUGCCCUUUUGUUUGCUUUUACAAUAGCUUUGACUUCCUUUGUCAGCCCUGGUUAUAAUAUUUUACCAUUUGAGUAUUUAUUCAUUUUUGGAAUGCACAUGUUCUGCACCUCCCUCUUUUUUUUCCUAGAAACGCAUCCCAUUGCUGCUCUGCUAUCAUCCCUGCCAGCUGCUCCUUCCAAUUUACUUUGGCCAACUCCUCUCUCAUACGAUUGUAAUUUCCCUUACUCCACUGAAAUACUGCUACAUCAGACUUUACUUUCUCCCUAUCAAAUUUCAAGUUGAACACAAUCGUAUUGUGAUCACCGGCUUUUAAGGGCUCUUUUACCUUAAGCUUCCUAUUGCUUCUAGUUCAUUACAUAACACCUAAUCCAGUAUAACUGAUCCCUGAGUAAGCUCAAUGAUAAACUGCUCUAAAAAGCUAUCUCUUAGGCAUUCAACAAACUCUCUCUCUUGAGAUCCAUUACCAACCUGAUUUUCCCAAUCAACCUGCAUGUUAAAAUCUCCCAUGACUACCAUGACAUUGCCCUUUUGACUCGCCUUUUCUAAUUCCUGUGGUAACCUGUGGUUCACCUCCCAGCCACUGUUGGGAGGCCUGUAUAUGACUGCCACCAACAUCCUUUUACCCUUGCAGUUUCGUAACUCAACCCACAAGGAUUCAACAUCUUCUGAUCCUAUGACCCAACUUUCUACUGAUUGAUGCCAUUCUUUACCAGUAGAGCAACACUACCCCCUCUGUCUACCUUCCUAUACCUCCAAUACAAUUGGUAACCUUGGACAUUCAGCUCCCAACUACAACCAUCUGUCAGCCAUGAUUCAGUUAUGGCCUCAUCAUGCCUGGCAAUCUGUAAUGUUGCAACAAGAUCAUCCACCUUAUUUCUUAUAUUAUGCACAUUUAGAUACAACACCUUGCUAUCCUUUCUGAUUUUUGCAUCCCUAAAGAUAUGAUACUCAGUCUAUUGGCUGCAACUAAGUCCCGUCACCUGCCUGCCCUUCCUGACAAUCUGACUGCAUGCUAGCUUUACUUUUUUACCAUCUGUCCUACCCUGAGUCCCUUCGUUCCAGUUCCCACCCCCCCUGCCAAGUUAGUUUAAACCCUCCCCAACAGCUCUCACAAACCUGCCCGCAAGAAUAUUGGUCCUCCUCAGGUUCAGGUGCAGCCCGUCACUUUUGAACAGGUAGUAUCUUCCCCCAGAAGAGAUCCCAAUUAUCUAAGAACCUGAAGCCCUGUCCCCUGCGUCAGCUUCUCAGCCACACAUUUAUCUGCCAGAUCUACUCUCACUGGCAUGUGGCACAGGCAGCAAUCCAGAAAUUGCUACCUGGGAAGUCCUGCUUCUCAGUUUUCUACCCAGCUCUCUAAAUUCUCUUUUCAGGACCUCAUUGCUAUACCAGGACAUCUGGUUGCUCUCCCUCCCUCUCCAAAAUGUUGUGGACAUGAUCUGAGACAUCCCUGACCCUGGCACCUGGGAGGCAACAUACUAUCUGGGUGUCCAGUUCACGUCCACAGAAUCUCCUGUCUGUGCCUCUCACUAUCAAGUCCGCUAUACUACUGCUUCCUUGUUCUCAUUCCCUUCUGCACCACAAACCCAUGCUCAGUGCCUGUAACCCACUCGCCAUGGCGUUCUCCCGGGAGGUCAUCCCCUACAAGUGUAUCAAAAGCAGUAUACGACAGGCCCUCCUUAUCCGCGGGGGAUUGGUUCCGGGACCCCCCGUGGAUACCAAAAAAUGCGGAUGCUCAACUCCCUUAUUUAACCUGUCGCAAUGCGGUAGUCUUUAGGCCUUAGCGGAACCCCAGACCUUAUUUAACCUGUCUCAGUGCGGUGGACAUUAGGACCCGGUGGCAGACCUCUGAAUCUGCAGUGUUUCUGUUCACAAAAGUGAUCACCAUCACGACUGAAAAUAAAGUGGAAGUAAUAAAGAGAUCGGAAAGAGGUGAAAUGCUAUCGGUUAUUGGAAAAGCGUUAGACUAGUCGGUCAACAAUCAGAACAAUUUUAAUGGAGCAUUUGAAAGGCUCUGUCCCGAUGAAAGCUAAGCAAGGCAGUGGUUUAAUUAUUGAAAUACAUAUGUUUCUUAAGUAUUUUAUUUGCAUGGAAAGGUAAAAUAUGUUCUAUGUACUAAGACAAAUGUUUUACUAGCAGAGGCUACAUAAUACGGGAUGUACCUAUUCCGACUUCAAAUCUGUCUUAAAGACGGACUCGGGAAUGGAACUCGUUCAUAACUUGGGGACUGCCUGUACUUUUAAACCAUCUCUAGAUUACUUAUAAUACCUAAUACAAUGUAAAUACUAUGUAAGUAGUUGUUAUACUGUUUUGUUUAGGGAAUAAUGACAAGAAAAAAUAGUCCAUACAUGCUCAAAUAACAAGUGCUGAAGAGAGAACUUCCGGGUUUUCCUGAUCCGUGGUUGGUCGAAUCUGCGGAUAAGAGGGCCGACUGUACUUGUUUUUGAGGGGUGCUCUGCUCUAACUGCCUAUUUCCAUUUCUUCUGACAGUCACUCACCUACUCGCCUCCUGCGACUUCCCUAUAACUUUGAUCAAUUAUAUCCUCACUCUCCCCUACAAGCCAAGGAUCAUCCAGUUGCUGCUCCAGAUCCCUAACGUGGUCUUCAAGUAUUUGCAGCCAGAUGCACUUCAUGCAUCUCCCAGUUCUCCAAAAUCCAGCACAAAAACACACCACAGCCAUUUAAAUGGUAUGCUAAGAGGGGGGAGAAAAACAAAAAGGGAACUUUAACAGAUGCUUUACACAGAGCUGACACCUCUCCCGAGCCAAAGCCUGUUGCUUCCACUCUCGCCACUGGCCUACUCCCAAUAAUGGCCACUCCGCUUAUCCCUUCUCUACUUUUAUUUAGUUUAUAGAGCUCUGUUGACACCACUGAUGGGCUCCAUACAAUAGACAAAUGCCCUCAAAGCUCCCUUUUUAAAUAACUGCUGCUGACCUGUGAGAAAUACCUCUGGGUAAAUUUCUGUUACUACUCACUGCAGCUUCUUCUGAUUCUAUGCAGUAGCCUCCCUACCUCCAUACCAGACAGUGAUGUUGCCAGUUACAAUGCUCUCAUGGUACAUCUGUAGAAAUUUGUGAGUGUCUUUGGUAAUAUACCAAAUCUCUCCAAAUUCCCAACAAUAUAUAGUUGCUGUAUGCCUUCUUUGUAGCUGCAUCAUUAUGCUAGGCCCAUGAUAGAUCCUCCAGAAUAUUGACACCCAGUGUCUUGAAAAUGCUCACUAUUUCCACUUCUGAUCCCUCUACGAGACUGGCGUGUGUUCCCUCAUCUUGACCUUUCGGAAGUCUACAAGUUCUUUGGUCUUACUGACGUUGAGUGUAAUGUUGUUGCUGCAAUACCACUCAACUAGCUGAUUUAUCUCACUCCUGUACGCCCUUGCGUCACAUCUGAAGUUCUGCCAACAAUAGCUGUGUUGUCAGCAUUUGAACUGUAGCCUAGCCACACAGUCAUGCUUAGCAAACCCCCUCCGGUCUUCUCCUAUCAUUUCACAUUUCCCCCUCCCCCCUCCUACUUUCAAAUUUCUUAUUAUCUUUUCUUUCAGUUAGUCCUGACGAAGGGCCUCAGCCCGAAAUGUUGACAGUGCUUCUUCCUACAGAUGCUGCCUGACCUGCUGCGUUCCACCAGCAUUUUGUGUGUGUUGCAUAAAAGGUUACUAUCCAGGUUGUGGAAGUUUAAAUAAUCCCAAAUGCACUUUUGACUUUUUAACCUUGAAAGUGAACAGCACGAAAACAAACGGUGCCUAGCAUAAACUGUAUGAGAAUGAAAGGAAGGGGAAAUGCUGGACAUUUUACUGAAGAUGUACACUGAAUAAUAAAGGAAUGCAGUGAUUAGUAAAAUCGGACAUGAAAUAGUAUCUGAGUUGUUCAUGGCUAUAGGUUGCUGUCUUAGAAUAUGGAAGAACAGAUGUACACCUUAAACUGAAAUGUCAAAGAUUUCAACUAAACAACCUUAGUAAUCCACAACUUAGUUGCACUUAGAUUCAGUAUUGUCUAUGAUGGAUGCCAUUAGCUUUGAGCAGAACUGGGCUCUGAAGCUUUUGAUAAUCCCUGGGUGUAACAAACCACAAUCCUCCUCUGGAAAUGUUAGAUUUAGCUAUAUUCAAGGUACAAAAAUGCUAAUAGUAUGAUGUUCCUCAGUUUCAACUCCUUUUUAGAUUACA
Messenger RNA from Hypanus sabinus (Atlantic stingray), 8657 nucleotides. RefSeq names its product general transcription factor II-I repeat domain-containing protein 2-like. Bases 1473 to 2891 code for a protein of 472 amino acids. NCBI's taxonomy places the organism in Eukaryota, Metazoa, Chordata, Chondrichthyes, Myliobatiformes, Dasyatidae. The record is from RefSeq and is a predicted model, not a curated record. The transcript is spliced from 2 exons.